AAAAAACCAUCACAAUCAUUUAUUAAUUAAGUGAAAAUUCAAAAGAAAAAGCGAUGGCACACUCUCGUUUUCUAAACCUUGUUUUAGUCUUUGUUACCGUGGCCUCCAUAUUCUCCACAUUUGCUGAGGCCAAUAGGGGAUUUGGAUGGGGUUGGGGUGGAGGCUCAAACUAUUCAAGCAGUUCAGGUUCAAGCCCGGGCUCAAGGUGGGGUUGGGGCUCUAGCCGGAAUGGAUCAGGAUGGAGUGGGGGUGUGGGCACCAACUAUUCAAGUGGUUCAAGUUCAAGCCCCGGGUCGGGAUGGAGUUGGGGUUGGGGUAUGGGCUCCAACCAUUCAAGUGGUUCAGGUUCAAGCCCGUGGUCGGGAUGGGGUUGGGGCUGGGGUCCUAACAACGGACAAAACUCAGGAUCCGGUGGCUCCGGCUCUGGUUGGGGUCCUAAGAACACAAACAACUCAGGAUCUGGCAGCUCCGGUUCAGGCUGGGGCUGGGGAGGUCACUCAAAAGGCUAUAACGCAACCUACAAUGCACCUAGAAAAAUCAUAGUCGGUGGAGACAAAGAGUGGACAUAUGGUUUUAAUUACUCCGACUGGGCUUCUAAGACUGCCCCCUUCUUUCUCAAUGACAUACUUGUGUUCAAAUACAACCCACCAGCACCGUUCACGCACAGCGUCUACUUGUUUUCUAACCCAUCGAGCUACGAAAAGUGCAAUGUGAAGAAAGGAAAGAUGAUAGCAUCACCAAAGCAAGGUGCUGGGAAUGGCUUUGAGCUUGUUCUUACAAAAAUGAGGCCUUACUACAUCUCGUGCGGCGAGCACGACGGUGCUCACUGCAGCAAUGGCACCAUGAAGUUUACCAUCAUUCCUAUCCUCCCCCGUUGGUAAUUUGUUUGGUAUUAAAAGCCAGCUCUGGUGUCAAAAGUAUCAAUGAUUAGGUUUUCAUUUUGCUGUUGUGUCGUCAAUAAAACAGAUUACCAUUAUUCACAUUUUCUUGGGAUUUAUCUGUGGUUUCGCUUUUCUUUUUUAUAUAAUUUAUGAGAUCACCCUGGUUUAUGUA
Raphanus sativus (radish) is the source of this 1053-nucleotide messenger RNA. RefSeq names its product cell wall protein IFF6-like. Bases 54 to 881 code for a protein of 275 amino acids. The transcript has 2 exons. The record is from RefSeq and is a predicted model, not a curated record. NCBI's taxonomy places the organism in Eukaryota, Viridiplantae, Streptophyta, Magnoliopsida, Brassicales, Brassicaceae. Gene Ontology annotation, molecular function: electron transfer activity.